This is a messenger RNA of Paramecium pentaurelia, 687 nucleotides long. Lineage: Eukaryota; Ciliophora; Oligohymenophorea; Peniculida; Parameciidae. The record is from the annotation of a GenBank genome assembly.
UAUGUUUCCAAUAUUAUUGAGUCUCUUCACUAUCUCUUGGUGUAGCAUUGAGGAAACCAAAGAAAUCAUGCAAGAUUGGGAUAAAUAUAUGAGAGGCUUUCUACCUGAUGAUAUGAUCUCAUUCUAAAUUGAAAAAGGAGGCGAGGAGAUAUUUAUUGAGACAAUUAAGAAAACUCCCACUAACAUAAGAGGCACCUUCUUUAUUCCUAUAUACACUAUGGACACUAUAGAUUUUAAGGUUAUUGAUCCUUCUGGUUCAAUGAUUUAUGCAAAAAUGAUGAAAAAAGAAGCAGUGUUUAAUUUCAAUGCCACUGAAAAAGGAGAUUAUCAAUUGAUAUUUCAAAAUAAAAGAGCAAAAGAGGCUAAAGUUGUUCAAUUUGCUAUUGAUGUUGCCAAAUCUGAUAAAGGUAUAUAUAUUAUUGAUAUCGUUUUUUUUUAGAGGAAAUCGAAUAGAAUGAUAUAGAUCCUAUUGAAGAUGGUGUAUAAGGAGUACUACAGAAAAUAAGAGAUGUUUUCUAUAGCACAAAAUUGAAUGAAUUAAAAUCUAAAGGAGCUUUGGCUGAUGUAUAAAAGAUAAAUAAAUAAUUGAUGGUUUUGACAUUUAUAGAAACUGUUGCUAUUUGUGGAGUGACAGCAUGGUAAGUAUAUUACAUAAAGAAAUUACUCAAUGAUAGAAGAUUAGUGUGA